CGAUGGCCAGUCGCUUGCAAUUGGCAAUCCUGCUGGCUAUUGACAGACUGUAGAUUCGGAGCGGAGUUUGGCGAAACGUUAUGGAGACAGGGGGAGAGCAAGAAGAUAGCGGCCGUAUCGGCGCCGGAGCAUCCGCCAAAGGUUGAAGUUCCAAGCGACGUAUCCGAGGAGAAGGCGUUGAUUCCGCAUCCUCAUCCACCGGCGACCGAGGAGAAGGCCGAUGACUCCAAAGCUCUUGCCGUGCCUCUGAAAACUCCAGAUCCUCCAGCAAAGAAAAUAUCAGGCGGAUCAAUUGACAGAGAUGUAGCCCUCGCACAGGUUGAAAAUGAGAAGAGGAUAUCUUUUAUCAAGGCAUGGGAAGAAAGUGAGAAGGCAAAAGUGGAGAACAAGGCUGAGAAGAAGCUAUCUGAUGUAGCUGCGUGGGAGAGCAGCAAGAAAGCAGCCAUUGAGGCUAAGCUGAAAAAGAUGGAGGAGGAACUGGAGAAGAGGAAGGCGGAUUACGCGGAGAAAAUGAAGAACAAGGUGGCUCUAGUUCACAAGGAAGCAGAAGAGAAGAGAGCGAUGGUGGAAGCAAGACGAGGGGAAGAGUUUCUCAAGGCGGAGGAGAUGGCUGCAAAAUAUCGGGCUACUGGACAUGUUCCCAAGAAGCUCCUUGGUUGCUUUGGCUGAUGAAGAUCUCAGCUUUGAGCUUUCUGUCUGUUUUGAGCAGUAAAUUUUGUGUGUGUGAUUGAAUCUUCUGUUUUUUAAGACAGAAGAAGUUAAAAAAGAACUAUAUGUUUGUUGAAAGUGUGUUUUUUUUAAAAAAGUGGGGGCAUCUGAAUGUGACAAAACUGAUUUCUUUUAUCCUUAAAGAUGCUUUCAUUUUGUAAAUUGGCAAAAUAAUAAUAUAUAUAUGUGGAGGUAUUGUGUUAUUGGCUAUCAA
Diospyros lotus (date-plum) is the source of this 922-nucleotide messenger RNA. Its product is annotated as remorin-like. The annotation marks the transcript as partial. The transcript is spliced from 5 exons. NCBI's taxonomy places the organism in Eukaryota, Viridiplantae, Streptophyta, Magnoliopsida, Ericales, Ebenaceae. The record is from RefSeq and is a predicted model, not a curated record.